CGAUUCCCUUCCAACCUGUUCCGUUCCCUACUUGUCAUUCAAACCAAAACGCCGCAAGCGCGCCUGCAUCGCCCUGCUGCUGCGAUCCACAUGACCCCGCACACCACGCCGCACAACUUCCUCUACCCCUUGCGCGCGCGUAUAUAACUGCGUCCAUCGCAUUCAUGAGGAACCUGAUCGGCCGGUCGAUCGCGUGCGCCAGCCAUGCAAGGCCUCGCCCUUCCCACGAUGGACUCGGAGCUGCGGGCGCUGGCGUGGGCGGCGCUGCUCACCCCGGCGUGCGCGGCGUACGCGCGGUUCGCCGCCCGCCGCCUCCGGCCGGGCCUGCCGCGCCUGGCCGCGCUCUCCCCGACGUUCCCGGUGUUCGUGUACCUGCCGUGCAUGUUCAGCUCCCUCCACCUCCGCCUCUUCUCCACAUUCUUCCACACCUGGCUCGCCACCAACAAGCUCGUGCUCCUCGCGCUGGACCUCGGCCCGCUCCACCCCGGCCUCCCGCUCCUGCCGUUCGUCCUCUGCGCCAGCCUCCCCAUCAAGGUCCGUCUAGGGCAGAGCCGGCGGCCGGCUAACAAGCAGCCGUCGUCGCCACCGCCCGUUGCAGAGUUCCUCAGGCCCUGCGCCCGCAGCGCCGUGCUCCUCGGCUGCCUCGCCGCGGCGUACCCCUACGCGGGGUGGCUCCCGCUCUACGCGCUCCACUACCUCUACUGCGUCCAGAUCUUCCUCACGCUCGACCUCGUCCUCUCCUCCGCCGCUCUCGCCGCCGCGGCGCUGCUCGGGGGCGCGACCAUGGAGCGCCAGUUCAGCGCACCGCUCGCCGUCGCGUCGCUCAACGACUUCUGGGGCCGGCAGUGGAACCUGAUGGCCGUGGACCUCCUCCGCGCGUCGGCGUACGAGCCCGUGCGCGCGCGGUGGGGCCGGGACGCCGGCGUGCUCGCCGCGUUCCUCAUGUCCGGCUUGCUCCACGAGCUCCUGUACUGGUACAUGACGCUGCAGCGGCCCACGGGCGAGAUGCUGCUCUUCUUCAUGUCCCACGCCGCGUUCCAGAUCGCCGAGAGGUGGGCCAGGGCGGCCGGGCUGUGGCGACCGCCCAAGUCGGCGGCGUACCUCCUCGUCACCGUGUUCAUGGUGGUCACCAUUUCGGGGAUGUUCUUCGGGCCGUUCGUCAGAGCCGGCACGGACGUGCGCCUGACGGAAGAAACCAAAGCGAUGGUGUCGAUGGUUUGGAGAGCCGCGAAGCAUCUGAUCCGUCCGUCUGGGGUGGUUUCAGGCUAGGAGGCCGGUAGGCAGGCCAGAUUUCGUUUCGACCGUCAGAUCGAUUUGAGGAUGGUACAAUACAGAGCAUCAGCGAGUGAACAAGUACACGUGUACGCUUCGGUACAAAUUGGUAGGCAAGUUAGUUGUCAAAAUACUGUAUUGUUGUGUUACACAGUAUAAUAAGGAAGAUUAGGAGAUCCGUGGGUUCCGUUUUAAUAUGAGACCGUUGGCAAUGUCCGUUCAUGACCCUCCAGUCCUGCAUUUGCAAUGUCGAGGGCACAGAAACAGAGUUUGUGAGGCGCAGAGCUGCUCGGCAACAAAAAACCAAGCGAAUUGCUUAUUAGCUCAGCGAGAAUAUCGGUAGCCAAAUUCCACCGUGGUUUGGUUAUAUCACACUGAUGUAUUUUAGAGUGUGCCAAUUUAUAUUUAUCUUUCCCCUCUGGUUUGGAAAUUUUACCAGCGGUGAGCAAUCCACGGGGCUAGGGAUAGCAAUAGGUCGGGUCGGGUGUGUGUGGAGUAAAAAUCCACCCAUGAUGAAACAUGCCACGUCUAUCUGCAUCCACACCUAUAAUAUCUAACAUGUGAAUUUUUGCACCUACACCUGCACUCGCUGGACACCCAUCAAGUAUCGGACACCCAUUGGAUCUGCUCAAAGAAAUAAAAAUGUACAAAAUAUACCAUCAUAAUCAUGCGAGCAAUAUAGUAUGAACUUGACACACAAAAUAUAAUUUGAGUAACAUACCGAAGUAGGAAACUGGACCUUUAUGUUUGAUCUCAACAAAAGAAUAGUCCAUUAAUGGCAAUAAGCAAAUUUUCAUCUACCAUUACAUGAUUCGUCAACGAUUUAACUUCUUUAUAGUCCAGCAAAGCAGCAAUCCAAACUUUCGUCCCUUAGCCCAUGAUACAUUAACAAUUAAACGUAAAAAAUUUGUACUACUUUAAUACUUUGACAAGGGUUAGGAGUCAAGAUGGGCACCGUGGGUGAAAUUUUACACCCGCGCCCGAACCGUCUCAAUACAAGUUGGGUUGGGUCUGAACCAAGUUCACUAACACUGAUAUUUUCUCUAUGUAAAUAUAUAUGUGCAUUAAUUAAGUGGAUUAUUUUAAUUUGAAUCAAGUUGACCAGUGUUAUUGUGCACGCGAUGGAAUCACAUAAUAAAAAUAAUAAUAUCCGUUAUGAAUAUAUUGCAUAUCAAUGAGGUAUAAAUGAAUGGGAUACAUGGAGAGUGAGAUUUGGCUGGUUUGAUAGUGUGCAGAAAUAUGGAUAUGGGAUCUUUAUGGAGUGACUAGCCAAAUAGAGAUACAGAGAUAAGAUUUGACUCGUCCCUCAAAGUGUGUUGAAAUAUAGAGAUCUGAUCUUAUCAUGGAGUAACUAGUCAGCCAAAUAGAGAUAUGGUGAUGAGUGUUCGCUUGUCUGCUGGAGAUGCUCUGAGUGAGCAUUGAUUUUUUUUUUUAAUGUAACAAAUUCUACCAUCAUUCCAUCUGAUGACGUUAGCAUGCCGCAGAUAAAAUUACGAAAUAAAUGAAACAUGCAUGGGAGUAUGUCAUUCGAACAUUGGCAUUGAAUAUAUCUAUGACAAGAUUUUGUGCGGGGUUUUGCCCCCUUCUUACAAGCCGUGUGGCACCAGUGGCUCGCACUUUGAGAUUUGAGUUGCUUAUGCAUAAGGAACUUAAAAAUAAGCAA
This is a messenger RNA of Setaria italica (foxtail millet), 2935 nucleotides long. RefSeq names its product probable long-chain-alcohol O-fatty-acyltransferase 5. Lineage: Eukaryota; Viridiplantae; Streptophyta; Magnoliopsida; Poales; Poaceae. Bases 205 to 1269 code for a protein of 354 amino acids. The transcript has a single exon. Gene Ontology annotation, biological process: lipid metabolic process. The record is from RefSeq and is a predicted model, not a curated record.